Molecule: messenger RNA, 3795 nt
Organism: Vitrella brassicaformis
Lineage: Eukaryota; Vitrellaceae
Source: the annotation of a GenBank genome assembly
AGUCAGGAAGGAGGUACGCAUUAUCUUGCUCAUAGACACGCACAACUUAUCUUUCUUUGUCUAGCUAGUAGAGAGAAGUACUGUACGGCUCAGACUCAUCGCGAAGACGGCCUUGUUGCGAACCCGCACGACUUGGACGGCUCAACAUAUCGAGACACGACAAUAAGCAAUCACCAAGUCCAUCACUUACUGAUGUAAUGAAGCAAAAAAGGGUGCGAGAGAUACGCUGGAGAGUCCCACAUAAGAAAGCGAGCAAGCCACUCUACAAGCGCUGCAACGAAAGGACGACCUAUCUCGCUGCCUUUGCUCAGGCCAUCGUUAUGCCCUCCCUGCUCUUGCUCUGAGUCGGGCAUCAGAGACGUCUCCUGUAUCCUUGAGGGUGGAAGAUCAACUAGCCAUUUCAUCAGCGACAAGAUCGAUAUGAAGGAGUUUCGCUGAAGUGGACAAAGGGCGGCAAACAUGAAAGACCGCGAGUGAGCUUCGUGGGUAUGCGGCGGUGCACCUGAGGUGUUGGCAGGCUGAGCAGCGCCGCCCUGCAGACGAGAUGAGAGCCCCCAUCGUCAAGAUCCGUCACGAACUCACGACUGACCAAGGGUGAGGGGAGACUGAAACCCCAACGCUCUAUCACCUACAAACAACACGACCGCACAGCGGACAUAUGAACGUAUUGAGUGUCAGCUGCCUCACCUUCAGAGUUGCGGCGACAGUCACAGGUGGAUCGAGGCUUCCGAGCGCCCUCCCCUCGUCCGUCGCUAUGCGUAUCCUUUCCAUCUCAUCAGCCAACCUAUCACACACUGGAUCGGACGCCGUGUUCGUGGCCCCCAUGAGGAAGUCAGAUAAAUCAAACGAUGGAUGUGCACUGCCGCUCAUUUCUCCAUCGAGCUGCCGGCGGCGGAUAGUCUCGUAAACGAAGGACAUCAGCCACCAAAGCUCCUGCAGAGACGAGAAGGAAUGCCAGGCAAAUUUCGAGUCAGUCUUCUUUCACCGACCUACUUUUGGCAUCGGGUGCGGCGAUCCGCCUUUGGCUUUUCGACUCUCAUGCAGUGUUCCUGCUGGUGCGUCAGCUGCUGUCAAGUCUGCCAAUGGUAAACAGGCAGAUAUAUGUUUUCGUCUCAAGUGCCGGAGUCUGCCUUCUCACCUCCUAGUUGUGUCAAAUCUGGGUGUGACGAUGUGGCGCCUUCGGCCGAUGAUAUCGGAUGGGCCUUGAGCUCCAGAAGAUCCGGGACACCUAGACCAUAAAUCGAUGGCAGAAUUGCGGCGGAGACCGGAAGAUAGUAGUCCCGGCCGCUGUCCAACAUGCGGAACACCAAUGUCGUCUCACCCUGCACUGACAGUACAAACAGAAGUAUCGAUACUGUAUGUCUGUGCCUGCUGACCUCUUUAGGCUUGCUGAUUCCUUCACCGAUGCAAACAGUCAGUGUGACGUUUAGUCGACUGUUCCCCAUGACAACUCCUUCAGCUGGUAUCGCAUGGAUCCACCUGAACCGGAAGUCAUGAUACUGAGAUGAUUUAUCUGCUGCUAAAGUCACCUUUGCAGGGCCAUGGAUCUCUCCCUCACUUCCGCACUCCCGAAUGACCCUUUGCCCUCCAUGUCAGGUGCACAGGGAGGUGGGGGUAGUGACAAUGACGAGUUCGCCAAGGCCCAGGUAACGCUGGGACAAGGAGACUCGGUCGUCGACGCCAUCUCUUCGGGCACUCCGACAUUGUUGGGAGUUGUGGUUGCCGGAAGCAAGUGAUGCAGGUGGAAGGGCGAGUUGGCUGUGGGUGUCUUGUCCUGGAUCCGGGAGGAACGGUGGAGAGGUAGAAGCCGCUCGGGUGAAUCCGCCAGUGCAAGGAUGGUGAAGGCCGAUGGGAGGGGCCUGGGGUUGUGCAGUGUGAUGGUUUGAGAUAGGCAAUGGAAGGGGCGGACAGGCGGGAGAGCAAUGCUGCAGGGAUCGAGGCUCAGGAGAGAGGUGUGCUCGAAGGGCUCAGCCUGAUAGACAAGCAAAGACAUGAUGAAUGGCACCAGCUCAUGGGGUGGUUGUCCCGCUUGCGUCCCUGUUGUCCUCUGCUGAGGGCCUCAAGCCUACCUGCAGUGCUUCGAGCAGCGUGUUGUACAGUUGCCACAGACGAGGGCGAUCCAGCGUCGACGAACGAAGGAGGUAGCUCGCAUACACAGGCCUGGCAAAUGUGUCAGCAAGCACUGCCUCAGACAGAACCACGUGUGCUCUCUCUUCUUUCAGCACUGCCUCACCGAUGGUCCGAUUGUUUGACAUCUUUGAUGGUUCCGUAUUCCAGCCCCUUCAUUCCUCCCUUUCCCCCCUCGUGCCGCACCAGCACCCUGUCGCACCAGGCUGGACACCUUAUCUUCCCCGGACGCAUGUCGAAGUAGUUGCCCCACUCUUCAUACUUGUAUGUCGGAGGGAACCGCAACUGCAUCUCUUCGAAUCCAUCCAAUGGCCCGCCCCUUCCCUGUUUUUUGGCCCGUAUCAACUCAUCGUACUGCCAUAGGGACUCCCAUGCAUGGGGCUCGACGACCCACAAGUCCAGGGGCGCAGGAUCGGACCCAGUGAGUGGCGAUGUUGCAGACGGGAAGGGGGAAAGGACUCCAGAGGGCGGUUGGGAAGGAGAGCCCUGCCGAAGGUGAGUGGACUGAAUGGCUCUCAAUGCUUCCAACGGCUCGAGUGGGCGGGAGGAAGCUGCCUCUUGGCCGUCAUCCAAGGGACAGCCGUCACUCAAACGAAAGUUAAGGUCACCCAUAAACACCACAAUGUCGUGCUGAAGGCGCAAGACAGGAUGCACAACACACUCUGCCUGUCUUCGAGUGAGUUUGUCAUCACCUCCAAUAGCUUCCAUGUGCGCGGCUCUCCACUUGGUUCACUCACAAUAAACUGAAGCCGAUUUGCGAUGGUGCUGAUUUGCUGAAGGCGCCAUAUUUCCUCUUCCCUGCCAGUGCCAGACGCAAGAUGGGCGUCUACGAUGCACACAGACGUGUCGUGAAGGGUCAGACGAACACCAACAGCUCCUGACAGCAGGGGACAGGGAGAGACUGGGGAGCCCUCUGGCCCGUUACGCUUUUGUCUGUUUGCCUUACCUUUGUUCCCGCCCGCUCCAAGAAGCCCCACGCCCACGCACGCGUCACUCACGUGACCGACGGUUUUGUCCGACAUGAGGCGCCGGCGGGCAAACACGAGCAACAGGAGGCCGACCAGCCGUUUGCUCCUGACUAGCACAAGUUCAUUGUGUGUGUCGAUGGGGCUCGCAUGGCUGGAACUGGCGAGACUUUCGACGACCCAUUGAGUCCAGGCCUGGAUGAAAGGCAAAGCAGAGUCAACACGCAGGAUGGGGACGUCUUUCGUGUGACCUGUUCGUACUCGUCCACGUCGACGAGCAUGUUUAGGGCAUUCAACUCGCAGAUCUCCUGCAGACUGAACGAAACGAAUGAUAACAUACUGCCCUGCCCAGGCUGCACGAGAUCUCUGUCAAGGGUGUCAAGCUGCUCACCCGACGACCACUAUGUCUGCAGCAGGGUCCACAUCUUCAAUGCGAAAUGCGCUGUGACUCUGAGCACGAGCACGCACAAACAUCAGUCGUGCAACCGGUCAUCAUCCCCUAGACUUUCGCACCUUUGGCAUCGCGGCUCCAGCAUUGUAGGUCAGCGCCAGCAGCCGAUAGUGGAGUGACGUUGUGAACUCGGCUGCCUUGGUUUGCAGGGCUUGCUUCAAGAUGCGCACUCUGCCGGCUGGAAGGGAGGAGGGGAUGGUAAUGGGCAUAAGCGGAAAGCUCUCUACUGCGUCCUGUUUCUGCAUGGCGCCA